Messenger RNA from Acanthosepion pharaonis, 879 nucleotides. Lineage: Eukaryota; Metazoa; Mollusca; Cephalopoda; Sepiida; Sepiidae. The record is from the annotation of a GenBank genome assembly.
AUGUUUUUCUUUCCAGACUUUCUUUCUUCGUUCCUUCACAUCCCCAAUUUGGGCGUCCUGGUUUAUCUAUCUAUCUAUCUAUCUAUCUAUCUAUCUAUCUAUCUAUCUAUCUAUCUAUCUAUUCAGCCUUUGUCUCUCUAUCUUUUCAUCCUUUGCCUAUCUAUCUAUCUAUCUAUCUAUCUAUCUAUUCAGCCUUUGCCUAUCUAUCUAUCUAUCUAUCUAUCUAUCUAUCUACUCAAUCUUUGCCUAUGUAUCUAUCUACAUUAUAUCUAUCUUAUAGUUUACCUUUUAAUAUAUAACUAUCUAUCUAUCUAUCUAUCUAUCUAUCUAUCUAUCUAUUCGGGCUUUAUCUAUCUAUCUAUCUAUCUAUCUAUCUAUCUAUCUUCCCCUGCUAGAGUUUAUCUGUUUAAUUUUUCUACGUCCAACUUUAUUUUUUUUAAUUUUAUUACGUGUUAUUUCGUUCUUUGUUUUUCUUUUAAAAUAUCCGCUAAGAUCUAUCUAUCUAUCUAUCUAUCUAUCUAUCUAUCUAUCUAUCUAUCUAUCUAUUCAGGAUUUAUCCAUCUAUCUAUCCAUCUAUCUCUCUAUAUAUCUAUCUAUGUAUUUAGGAUCUAUCUAUCUAUCCUUCUAUCUAUCUAUGUAUUCAAGAUCUAUCUAUCUAUAUACACAAUCUUUGCUUAUCUAUCUAUCUAUCUAUCUAUUCUGCCUUUACCUAUAUAUCUAUUUAUAUACUCAAUCCUUGCUUAUCUAUCUAUUUAUAUACUCAAUCCUUGCUUAUCUAUCUAUCUAUCUAUCUAUCUGCCAACCUGCUUGCCUGCCGAUAUGUUUCUUACAUUAUAUCAUUUAUAUCUAUCUAUUUUAUUUAUAUUCUUCCCAUUUUAA